AUGGAGAGAGUGAUGCCUCCGAGGAGGAAGCAGUUGGAAGUCAUAACUGAGUCCGCGGAAAGGAGGAUGCGGAGCUCCGCAGAGAAAAUAAGUAAUGGGAUUAACACCUACGUUAGACCAAAGUUAAACACCAUGGGUUUACUGCUUCUGCCUAAUUUUGAUUGUCGGAUAUUGUUUGAUUUGGUCAAAAGUAAGGCUAAGGUGUUCAAUAGUAAUAUAUCAUUGUCAUUUCAACACCCGGUUCAUGGGUAUGUGAUGAAUAUUUUAGAUGAAGUAGAUGUUUAUCAACUCAGAAAUGUAAUUUCUGAAACGAAGGAGAUUGUGCAUUUGUAUUUAGAGGUGUUUCAAGGAUUGGUCGAACAGACAGAAGCAACUAAGAAAGUUGUACCAUACAAUGUUGAAAACAUUGUUUCUGAUAAUGUUGAAGAUUGUCCAGAAGAAGAAACUGUGGCACUGAAUAUGGUUGAAGAAAAAAAUUUAUAUGAGUUUGGAAGACUGACCGACAAAACUAUCUCAGACGGUGAAGAGUCAAAUGAAGGAUGGUUAGAAGAUGAGUUCACACCCAGGAAAAAAGCUUCAGACAUAUUUUACGGUAUGCCUCCCAUACCUGAUUGUCCCGAUCCUAUUGUGGAACCCGGACCAUUUCACAGUUUAGGUCCAAAUGAUGAUAUGUUUGUUCGUCAAACAUAUGACAACAAACAACAACUAAUUUUUGCUUUGAGUCUUAAAGCAACAAGAGAAAAGUUUCAGUUUAAGACCAAACACUCUAACAAAAAUCAUUAUGAGGUAUAUUGUGAAAUUGAGAACUGUAGUUGGUGUUUGUAUGCAAAACGCCAUCAUCUCACUGAUGAAUUUGAAAUCAGGACUUUCAACAAUGUGCACACAUAUGCAAGGAAGAUGCCUAUAAUACCCCUUCUUGAGUUCUUCCGGCAUCUUUCACAGGAAUGGUGUUACAAGCAUCGCAUCGAAGGAGGGAAACGUUCAACCGUUCUAACCGAGUGGGUUGAAAAAGUAGUUAGUAAAAAUGAAGAGCCGACUUCCCCGACAUUGGUCCCAAAGAAACAAAAAAAGGCUAGAAAAAGUAGUACGACAUCAGGUAGUAACACAAAAGGAAAAGGGAAAGGGACAGAAGGGACUCAGGAGACGCUAGAGACGCACGGGACACAAGAGAUGCGUUAG
Lactuca saligna is the source of this 1179-nucleotide messenger RNA. Lineage: Eukaryota; Viridiplantae; Streptophyta; Magnoliopsida; Asterales; Asteraceae. The record is from the annotation of a GenBank genome assembly.